Molecule: messenger RNA, 2717 nt
Organism: Musca domestica (house fly)
Lineage: Eukaryota; Metazoa; Arthropoda; Insecta; Diptera; Muscidae
Gene: w
Product: protein white
Exons: 7
Coding region: 573-2612 (679 amino acids)
Biological process (GO): transmembrane transport
Cellular component (GO): plasma membrane
Molecular function (GO): ABC-type transporter activity; ATP binding; ATP hydrolysis activity
Source: RefSeq, a predicted model, not a curated record
CAAUCUCAUCUACAUAUCUAAUACCAACUACAAUUGUCUCCAUUGUGUACAUUAUGCAUUGCACAGCACUUCUCCGCUCCUCCCCGUCAACAUCCAAACAUUUGCUCCAGAUGAGUGACAACAAAUCUUUCUGUCUAUAAAGUCGAUGCAGUGCACCCAUAAAAGUUCUCUAUGCUGCUGACUGACUGGCUGGGUGGUUGACUGACUGCUAGCUUGCUGCAGCCAACAAAACGUCUGUCUAACAGGGCUAACUAACUAAAAAACAUAAGGAGCGGGGAGGAGGAGUAGCAGCAGCAGUAUGCCAGGCGACAGUAGCUAACUGUAUUCCUCUUCUCACUUAGUUACUUGCAGCGGUAUUUUCUUCUCAGUUAAUCAGUUAGUAAUGACAGCCCUGCGAACAAAGCCAGUUUAAAGGCGGAACUGGACGGGAAAAUUAAAAAUCUAUAAAAAAAAUUAUUAUUUUUAAAAAAAUUAAAAAAAAUAAUAAUAACAAAUAUUUUCCUUUAACCAACGUGUGAGUGUCGGAGUGUUUGAAAAAUCAAAAUCACAGAACCAAUUAAUAACCACUUAAAAUGGGUCAAGAAGAUCAAGACUUGCUUAUCGACGAAACGACUCGAAAGCGCACAGCAGCAUCUGUCGAAAAUAUCAACAAUCCUGCUCGAACCUUGGAACAAUCGUCCAUAAAUGCGGGUUUCAAUAAAAGCUAUGGCUCCUUGGCUUCGAAUGAAUCGGUGUCGGAAAAACUCACUUACUCCUGGUAUAAUUUGGAUGUUUUCGGAGAAGUACAUCAGCCGGGGUCGAAUUGGAAGCAGCUGAUGAAUCGAGUGAGGGGAGUGUUCUGCAAUGAGCGGCAUAUACCCAAGCCAAGGAAGCAUUUAAUUAAAAAUGUCUGUGGCAUUGCCUAUCCGGGAGAACUACUAGCGGUUAUGGGCAGUUCAGGAGCGGGUAAGACAACUCUACUAAAUGCCUUGGCUUUUCGUUCGGCACGUGGUGUAACCAUCUCCCCGUCCAGUAUGCGUAUGCUAAAUGGUCUACCCGUUGAUGCCAAGGAAAUGCAGGCCCGCUGUGCCUAUGUCCAACAGGAUGAUCUAUUCAUUGGCUCACUGACGACACGAGAACAUUUGAUAUUCCAAGCCACCGUUCGCAUGCCCCGCUCGAUGAGUCAGAAACAAAAGAUCCAAAGAGUCGAUCAGGUUAUACAGGAUUUGUCAUUGGGUAAAUGUCAAAAUACCAUUAUUGGUGUGCCUGGCCGUGUUAAGGGUUUGUCAGGUGGUGAACGCAAGCGUUUGGCUUUUGCCUCGGAAGCCCUAACGGAUCCCCCAUUGCUGAUAUGCGAUGAACCCACUUCAGGGUUGGAUUCAUUUAUGGCACACAGUGUGGUCCAGGUUCUGAAGAAACUUUCGCAGCGCGGCAAGACCGUCAUCCUUACCAUACAUCAACCCUCCUCGGAGUUGUUUGAGUUGUUCGAUAAAAUUCUACUCAUGGCGGAGGGGAGAGUGGCCUUCCUGGGCACUCCCACCGAAGCAGUGGAUUUCUUUUCAUUUAUUGGCGCCCAAUGUCCCAACAAUUACAAUCCAGCUGAUUUCUAUGUCCAGGUAUUGGCCGUUGUUCCCGGUCGUGAAGUUGAGUCGCGGGAUCGUAUUUCGAAAAUUUGUGACAAUUUUGCCGUGGGAAAAGUUGCUCGUGAAAUGGAACAGAGUGUCCAGAAAAUUGCUGCCAAAUCAGAAGCUGUCACCAAAGAUGAGGAAAAUGGUUUCACCUACAAGGCCUCUUGGUUUACUCAAUUCCGUGCCAUUAUCUGGCGUUCAUGGAUAUCCACAUUGAAGGAGCCGUUGCUGGUUAAAGUCCGACUGAUACAAACAACGAUGGUUGCAAUUUUGAUUGGCCUAAUCUUUUUAAAUCAGCCCCUAACCCAGGUGGGAGUUAUGAACAUCAAUGGCGCCAUAUUUCUGUUUCUCACCAAUAUGACUUUCCAGAAUGUUUUUGCUGUUAUCAAUGUUUUCACUUCGGAACUGCCGGUAUUUAUGCGCGAGACACGAAGUCGCCUGUAUCGCUGUGACACCUAUUUCCUUGGCAAAACAAUAGCCGAACUGCCGUUGUUUUUGGUGGUACCCUUUGUUUUCACAGCCAUCGCCUAUCCCAUGAUUGGUCUGCGUCCCGGUCUCAUACAUUUCUUUGUUGCCAUGGCUUUGGUUACGCUGGUUGCCAAUGUCUCGACAUCAUUUGGCUAUUUAAUAUCGUGUGCCUCCUCAUCGACAUCAAUGGCUUUAUCUGUCGGCCCACCAGUGACCAUACCCUUUCUGCUGUUUGGCGGUUUCUUCUUGAAUUCCGGUUCAGUGCCGGUCUAUUUUAAAUGGUUAUCGUAUUUCUCGUGGUUCCGUUAUGCCAACGAGGGGUUGCUCAUCAAUCAAUGGGCCGAUGUACAGCCGGGUGAAAUCACCUGCACCUCGACGAAUACCACAUGUCCCAGUUCGGGCAAGGUUAUUUUGGAAACUUUGAACUUUUCCGAAAAUAAUUUACCAUUCGAUUAUUUGGGCCUAAUAGCACUGAUAUUGAUUUUUAGAAUCUCCGCAUAUAUGGCAUUGAGAUGGCGUGCCAGUCGUAAGGAAUAAUGUAGGCUGGUUGGCAGUUAUUGGAUUGGGCUAUAAUAAUAGUAAUUGUUGUAUAUAACUUUAAUUUUUGCAAGUUUAAAUAAAGUAAUCAAGUGUUUUUGUGUA